AUGUCUAGCUCUGCAAAAGCUUUGGAUCCUGCAUUUCAGGGAGUGGGCCAGAGAACUGGGACUGAAAUUUGGCGAAUCGAGAAUUUUCAGCCAGUUCCGCUGCCAAAAUCUGAUCAUGGAAAAUUCUACAUGGGGGAUUCAUACAUUGUUUUGCAGACAACCCCUGGCAAGGGAGGUGCUUAUCUGUAUGAUAUCCACUUCUGGAUUGGAAAAGACACAAGUCAGGAUGAAGCUGGAACAGCAGCUAUCAAAACUGUUGAACUGGAUGCCGUUAUUGGAGGGCGGGGUGUUGCAACUGGGUUUAAAAAAGCUGAGGAGGAAGAAUUUGAAACGCGAUUGUAUAUAUGUAAAGGGAAACGUGUUGUCAGAAUGAAGCAGGUUCCUUUCGCCCGGUCAUCAUUAAAUCAUGAUGAUGUGUUUAUCUUGGAUACCAAGGCUAAGAUCUAUCAAUUCAAUGGUGCAAACUCUAAUAUCCAGGAAAGAGCCAAGGCUUUGGAAGUGAUUCAGUUUUUGAAAGAGAAGUAUCAUGAAGGAACAUGCGAUGUUGCAAUUGUCGAUGAUGGGAAGUUAGACACGGAGUCAGACUCUGGUGAAUUCUGGGUCCUGUUUGGUGGUUUUGCUCCAAUUGGCAAAAAGGUUGCCAGCGAAGAUGACAUCAUCCCAGAGACAACUCCAGCCAAACUUUAUAGCAUUACUGAUGGUGAGGUGGAGAUUGUAGAAGGAGAGCUGUCUAAAGGACUGUUAGAAAACAACAAAUGCUAUCUCCUUGACUGUGGUGCUGAGGUAUUUCUUUGGGUUGGCCGUGUAACACAAGUGGAGGAGAGAAAGGCUGCCAGUCAGGCUGCUGAGGAAUUUGUUUUGAGCCAAAACAGGCCAAAAGCUACUCGUGUAACCCGACUGAUUCAAGGUUAUGAGACUCAUUCAUUCAAGUCAAACUUUGAUUCUUGGCCUGCUGGAUCUGCUGCUCCUGGUGCUGAAGAGGGAAGAGGGAAAGUAGCAGCUUUGCUGAAGCAACAAGGUGUUGGUCUCAAGGGUUUGACAAAAAGUGCUCCUGUAAAUGAGGAAGUACCACCUUUGCUUGAAGGAGGUGGAAAGAUGGAGGUAUGGUGCAUCAACGGCAGUGCAAAGACUCCAUUGCCAAAGGAGGAUGAGGACCAGAAGAUGGCUGCUCGGCUGGCUAAUACAAUGUCCAACUCAUUAAAGGGCAGACCUGUACAGGGUCGUAUUUUUCAAGGUAAGGAGCCUCCACAAUUUGUCUCACUUUUUCAGCCUAUGGUGAUCCUCAAGGGUGGUCUGAGCUCUGGUUACAAGAAAUUUAUAGCAGAGAAAGAAUCGCCAGAUGAAACAUACACUGCAGAUUCUGUUGCACUCUUUCGGAUAUCUGGAACUUCUGUUCAUAACAAUAAGGCAGUGCAAGUUGAUGCAGUGGCAACGUCAUUGAACUCUGCAGAGUGCUUCCUUCUGCAAUCUGGCUCAUCAAUUUUCACCUGGCAUGGGAAUCAAAGCACCUUUGAGCAGCAGCAGUUAGCUGCAAAAAUUGCUGAAUUUUUUAAGCCAGGAGUUGCUUUGAAACAUGCUAAAGAAGGAACUGAAAGCUCAACUUUCUGGUUUGCCCUUGGAGGCAAACAAAGUUACACCAGCAAAAAGUUUCUCCAGAAGUUGUCAGAGAUCCGCACUUGGAAAUUUCAGGUUGAGGAAGUUUACAACUUCUGUCAAGAUGACUUGUUGACUGAGGAUAUCUUGAUUCUUGAUACCCACGCAGAAGUGUUUGUUUGGGUUGGCCAGUCUGUAGACCCCAAAGAAAAGCAAAAUGUUUUUGACAUUGGCCAGAAAUACAUUGAGAUGGCUGUAUCUCUGGAUGGUUUGUCUCCAAAUGUACCACUGUAUAAAGUUACUGAAGGAAAUGAACCAUCAUUCUUCACAUCAUACUUUUCGUGGGAUCCCACAAAAGCCACUGAAGCUUGUGGGAAAGUUAGUGUCCUAGACAAGCCAAUGGGUUCAAGGAAACUCGUUCCAAAAGAAGGCUGCGUUACUCUUUGGUUUAGGACAUCAUGUUGUGGAGGAGACUGCCCAUCAGCAUUUGCAUUCCAAGCUGAUAAGUCAAAUGGAAAUCAAGGAGGACCAACCCAACGGGCUUCAGCUUUAGCUGCCUUAUCUUCUGCAUUUAAUCCAUCUUCUGAGAAGUCAUCGCAUCUGGAUAGGUCCAACGGAUCAAAUCAAGGAGGACCAACACAGAGAGCUUCAGCUUUAGCUGCCUUAUCCUCUGCAUUCAAUUCAUCCCCGGGGUCGAAAACUACUGCUACAAGGUCAUCUGGGAUCGGUCAGGGAUCGCAAAGAGCUGCAGCUGUUGCUGCUCUUUCAUCAGUUCUCACUGCUGAAAAGAAAACACCCGAAACCUCUCCUUCUCGUAGUCCUCACUCAGAAACUAACCUUCCUGCUGAAGGGAAAAGUGAAACGCUAUCUGAAGCAGAGGGUUCUGAAGGAGUUGCAGAAGUCAAGGAAAUGGAAGAAAUUGCAUAUGUUCCUGAAAGCAAUGGGGAGGAUUCAGAAAGAAAGCAAGAUACAGAGCAGGAGGAGACUGAUGAUGGGAAUACUCAAAGUACAUUCAGUUAUGAUCAACUGAAGGCUCACUCUGACAAUCCUGUAAAGGGAAUUGAUUUUAAGCGGAGAGAGGCUUAUUUAUCGGAUGAGGAGUUCGAAACUGUUUUUGGGGUGACAAAAGAAGCAUUUUAUAAAAUGCCAAAAUGGAAGCAGGACAUGCAGAAGAAGAAAUUCGAUCUAUUCUAG
This is a messenger RNA of Dovyalis caffra, 2787 nucleotides long. NCBI's taxonomy places the organism in Eukaryota, Viridiplantae, Streptophyta, Magnoliopsida, Malpighiales, Salicaceae. The record is from the annotation of a GenBank genome assembly.